Penicillium maclennaniae is the source of this 375-nucleotide messenger RNA. RefSeq lists its product as uncharacterized. Gene Ontology annotation, biological process: fatty acid metabolic process. Gene Ontology annotation, molecular function: NAD+ binding. The annotation marks the transcript as partial. The transcript has 4 exons. NCBI's taxonomy places the organism in Eukaryota, Fungi, Ascomycota, Eurotiomycetes, Eurotiales, Aspergillaceae. The record is from RefSeq and is a predicted model, not a curated record.
AACUCUCUGCCAACAACGACAAUUUUCAUGAAGUCAUUACGCGGACAAGCAGUUAUCCUUUUGGGUGCCGGGACCCAAGGCACUCGCUUGGCCUAUAUGGCAGCUGUCCUCGAAUCAUGGCUUGUCGUUGAGUGCGUGCCAGAGACACUGUCGCUCAAGCGAUCUGUUAUCAAACAGCUUGACGAUUUAGCCACGUCUCAGAUAAUCGUUGCUUCUAAUUCGAGCAGCUAUGCCAUUACUGAAAUCCUGGGAAGCAUGGAUGUCAAAUCCCCGAUUCGCUUUGCCAGUUUGCAUUCAUAUUGGGCACCGGAAACUCCUGGUAAGGAUACUUAUUUCUAUGGGAUAUACAAUAUACGACAUCUCACGAACAAUUGA